This is a messenger RNA of Amphimedon queenslandica, 1562 nucleotides long. Its product is annotated as protein ST7 homolog. Gene Ontology annotation, molecular function: protein binding. The transcript has a single exon. NCBI's taxonomy places the organism in Eukaryota, Metazoa, Porifera, Demospongiae, Haplosclerida, Niphatidae. The record is from RefSeq and is a predicted model, not a curated record. Bases 15 to 1490 code for a protein of 491 amino acids.
UGGUGUGAACUCUCAUGAUGAACUCAGUGGACAACUUCUUCAACAACACGACAACUCAGUUUUACCUACUGCUAACAGGGACUUCUUCUUUACUAUCUGGUAUGCUGAUGUUUCUGGAGUGGCUACACUUUACAAUAUACGGAUUGUCCAUCAUUGAACGACUAGCUGCUUUUGGAAAGGCUUUCCUGCCAUCUUUCCUGGUCCUAAAGAAAGAAAACUCAGCAUCUAAACAGAAGAAGCUUGCUGAUGCUAAACCUAUUAGAAACUCAAUGGCUUUAUUCCGUGGUGCCGAACUGUAUCGUUAUCAAUUAGAAACCAACCGUAAUGUCAUCACUGACUAUGAUUUUGAUCUAAGCACAUCUUACUGUCUCUCAAUAUUCACUCACGAAGGAAUCGGAUUUGAUGAUGAUCCUGCCGAUGUACUCAUGAUAAGUGCAUGGAAGGAGAAAGAUCGUCAGGAGCGUGUAGCCAUUGCUCAUAGUGCUCUGGAAAUGAAUCCAAAUUGUGUCCCUGCAUUAAUACUCCUCGCCGAAGAAGAGGCUCAAAGCAUGCUUGAUGUUGAAGACCUUCUGAAACAAGCUCUGAAAUCGGCAGAGGCUAAUCAUAAAGAUUCAUCAAUUUUAUGUCACAGUGAUCCUGUCUAUAAACCUGUCCAUGAGCGUAAUGCUAACGUGUGUGCAUACUGUAGGUUUAGGCUAGCCGUAUGUGCGAGACGUUUAGGAAAGGUUAAAGAAGCCAUUAAACUCUACCGGGACCUUUUGAAAGACUCGCGUGCUCUGUUUUUGGUUAACAUUUACGAGAACCUAACAGAAUGUCUCUUGGAAUCUCAAAGCUAUUGUGAACUCAAUACCUUUUUGUCAAAGCACGAGGAAUCACUGUUGCACAAGUCUACCUCCCUGAGCUAUACUGUUGCCCUAUUGAAGGCUAAAGCUCUUGGAGAAAAGUUGUCUAUUGAUCCUCGACGUGGCCCAACGCCACCCGAACUUGCAGUCUAUGAUGCUAUUUAUCGUGCAGUUGAACUAAACCCUCAUGUCCCUCGGUAUCUUUUAGAACUAAAACCUUUGAUCCCUCCCUCCGAGCAUAUCGUCAAGAGAGGUGACAGCGAAGCUAUAGGAUAUGCUUUCCAUCACCUUAGUCACUGGAAGAGAAUUGAUGGGUCUUUGGCACUGUUGGCAUCGUCUUGGGAAGCAACGUUUCAAAGGAUUCCAUUUCCCUUGGAACGAGGCAACCAUUUCCCUCCUUAUCCCUCUAAUGUUGAGAUUGUUGAUCGGGAGCUAUUACCACAGCAUCACGAAGUUUCGGUUUUCCCGCAGCGUGAUGCUCCCUUUUUCAUGGUCUUCACAGGUGUGCUGUGUUUCAGUUUUAUGAGUCUCACUGUUAUUGCUUAUCAUUUCCCCCAAGCGAUGACACAGUAUGCCAAAACUGUUACAACUAUUUUUCUUACACUUCUUCAAAAACUCCUUCCCGAAGGGAUCCUAGGUCUUAAUUGAAAAUGGUCAGGACUUUCAGACGAAAAUAAUUUUUUUUGUUUUUAUUUUAAAAUAAAAUUAUAUAAUCAACUA